Messenger RNA from Exophiala dermatitidis NIH/UT8656, 1834 nucleotides. Its product is annotated as dihydroorotate oxidase. The transcript has 2 exons. Gene Ontology annotation, molecular function: dihydroorotate dehydrogenase activity. Lineage: Eukaryota; Fungi; Ascomycota; Eurotiomycetes; Chaetothyriales; Herpotrichiellaceae. Gene Ontology annotation, cellular component: cytoplasm. The record is from RefSeq and is a predicted model, not a curated record. Gene Ontology annotation, biological process: pyrimidine nucleotide biosynthetic process; 'de novo' pyrimidine nucleobase biosynthetic process. The coding region runs from base 393 to 1514 and encodes 373 amino acids.
AUUUUUGACGUCCUUUUCACAAUUGCAUCGACCACAUCACCGUCGUCCCGCGAUUCUGGCACAAUCUAUUUCUUGGACUCUGUUUACCAGAGAAUCGCUCUUGCACUUUGAAGCGAAACGUGGCCUCAGCAGUAGCACUCCCAGUGGCAGCUGAAUAAGAUAUACAAGUCAUCAAGACGUAUACUUCGACCGGGCCAGAGCGGCAUUGUGCAUGAGACACAAGCAACAAAACACUAUCCUCCCGUCUAUCUUGACCAUAUAAUACAAUAGCUGACUUUGAACGUCAGUCAGUCACACAUCCUUUCACUUUCCCUUCAGACGCAAGGCAAGCCCAGCAAGCCCAGCAAGCCUACCUAUCAUCUAUUGAUCUUGGUCUCGUCGCAAACCCAACCAUGCCAUCAUCAAAGCUCAAGAUCGACCCGCCCCUCCUCAACUCGGCAUGUCCAUGGGCAACGACACUCGAAGACAUCAAAGCGCUCUACGACAGCCCGUACACAGGAGCAGUGACCAUCCGAACCAGUCUUCUCGAGGGCUUUUCUCACGACGACUCGAUCCACCAAUACACGUUUUUUGUUCCCGGCACGACGAUCCCCGCCAACGCACCGAAAGGAGAAGAAUCCAAGCCAACAACCUCUUCGACCACCUCUUCCACCUCUUCCACCUCACCAACCACCACCAACUCAAGCUCGCCUUCCUCUUCCUCUGAACCCGGACCAAUCUCAACCCUCAACACACUAGGCUACUCCCCCCUCACUCUGUCCGAAUACCUCGGAAUCAUCAACGAAAUCGUAGGCCAACGCCACCUGGGCACCGAUACACCGACAAAGAAACCAUUCGUACUCAGCGUGACAGGCACACCCGACGAGAUCUCCAUGGCUUAUGCGUUGAUCGCCAACGCCGCCGAAAUGGACGAAGACCUCCGGCUCGCAAUGGAAGUCAACCUCUCAUGUCCCAACAUCGCCAACAGCCCACCACCAGCAUAUAACCAAACACAACUAUCCGAAUACUUGGAGGCGAUCGGCGAUUCCAAAGCAACGUAUCGAGGGCGCAUGGCCACGCCAGACAGUGUACCGAAAGUCGGCCUCAAAUUACCGCCAUACACGCACUCGUCGCAAUUCGAAAUGGUCGUCGACGCCCUUAGAACCCACAAGUCCUCGGAACCCGGCGACCCACGCAGUGUCGUCGAUUUCGUUACGACCACAAACACUCUCGGGUCGUGUCUGUUGCUAAACGACCAACUCAGUCCCGUUCUGAACAGUGAAUCUGGAACUGGAAUCGGUGGUCUUGCGGGUGCGGCGCUGCAUCCGUUGGCGCUGGGAAAUGUCGCUACUUUCCGCCGUCUGUUCGAUAGACAUCAAGAAACGAAGGAUCUCCAAAUCAUUGGUGUCGGUGGCGUCGAGGACAAGGAUGGUUUCGACCGUAUGCGCCACGUCGGUGCUGAUGCCGUCGCUUGUGCCAGUGCUUUGGGCCGUUAUGGUGUCAAAGUGUUUGAAAGGAUCACAAAGGGAGAGUAAACCGGACUGGAACGGCACUACCAAACCAUUGGUUUCCUCUAUACUGUUGGUUUCCUAGUGGCAUUCCUUUACCCCCCCUGGUACUACAGGUUAUUAUAUUUUGGACCUGCCAGCAUAUCUUGAACCACUGGCAGGCAAUACACCCAACAUGGCGUAUCACCCCUGCUUAGAUGCACGCAACAUAGCACCACGCACGCGAGACAUGAUAGGAUAGGAUAAACACAGACAAUCGUUGUACUGUGGCAGGACAGUCUAGUCAAUGAAAUAGAAACUUUUUCUGCAAUACAGCGCUAAAACAAACAAAAGGAAAAAUCCCUGUA